AUGCGCUCCGCAGCGGUGGUCGGACAGCAGGGCGGGCAGCCGGUUGAGGGCCAUCAUCUUCACCGCUCGACGAGUCCGGCGACUGCACAAGGCGCCCGACCGACCAGCGUCACAGCGCAGCUGGCCGACGACCUCCUGCGCUCCGCAGCGGUGGUCAGACAGCAGGGCGGGCAGGCUGGGGCGGGCCAGCAUCCCCACACCGCGACGAGUCCGGCGAGUGCCAGUAACGCGCGACCGGGUGGCAUUACGGGGCAGCUGGGCGACGAGACUUUCCGCCCCGAGCAGCAAGCGUCUGGCGUGCUACCCAGUGGCGUGGCCGAUGCAGGCAUAUCGGUGAUUGUGUCGGCGACGGCACCAGCGCCGCACAAAGCGGAACACCCCGAAAAUUCCGCCGACGCCCAGCAACCAGCAAGGAGCAGAGGCAGGGCAUGUCACGGCGGUGACUGCAGGGCCGGGCAGCGCAAAGGAGGAGAUGGCUAUGUGGGGAGAGGAGGACGAGGCUGCCGGGGUGGAACCGACAUCCUUGCCAGCGUCGUGAUGCCGGACCCUGAAAUCGACGUCCUGCGGGAGAAACUAAAGUUAGCGGCACCAGCUCCCAAUGUGGAAGCGCAACAAGGUGCACCACCUGCCUCGUCUGCACCUGCGGAGGACCCUACCGCGACUAGCGCCAAAUCCCUCCCGGCCACAACCGGUGAGGUCGGCGGCGGGAAGCAGAAGCGCAAGGGCAAGGCGAAGGCCGGUUCUUCUAAGGGGUCGGCCAAGAUGGCUACGCAGGGUCGGAAGGGUUCAGGCGUCCGCGUUGACAAGGAGACGGGGCUGGCCAUGCCGGAGAUGAAGUUUGGCAAGAAGAGCCGUUACAUUUGCCGAUCGAUGGACAAGACGGAGGCCGCCUACUGCAUCGCAGUCGCCGUGUCAGCGUUCGACGGCUACGUGAGCGACGUGAUUCUCGGCGAGUUCGGUGGUGUCAAGGAGGAUGUGAUGAAGCAGUAUAGGUCGGACUGA
Messenger RNA from Closterium sp. Yama58-4, 1002 nucleotides. NCBI's taxonomy places the organism in Eukaryota, Viridiplantae, Streptophyta, Zygnematophyceae, Desmidiales, Closteriaceae. The record is from the annotation of a GenBank genome assembly.